This is a messenger RNA of Ooceraea biroi (clonal raider ant), 6914 nucleotides long. It is a transcript of the gene IntS6, whose product is annotated as integrator complex subunit 6. Gene Ontology annotation, biological process: snRNA 3'-end processing. The record is from RefSeq and is a predicted model, not a curated record. Gene Ontology annotation, cellular component: integrator complex. NCBI's taxonomy places the organism in Eukaryota, Metazoa, Arthropoda, Insecta, Hymenoptera, Formicidae.
CAUAAUUUGUGCUCGUAAAAUCAAUAUGCAUGUUUUUCCGCCAACAUUGUCGGAUAUUUUUUCAUCGAUCAAGUCAGCAAAGACUUAUUCAAGAGACUAAUCGUCAUUUCUGUCGUACUUGUAUUUUCCAAAGUCGCAGGAAAUCGCGGGGUUUGCUUUCUUUUUAUUUUUCCUGUGUUUUUUUUCUGUUUAAGAUGAAGCGAGGCGUGUGAACGCGAAACGACGUUGUGGUAACUCUCCAAAGCGCUACAAAGUACAUAUCCCGUGAUGCGACAAGCCGAUCGAAAAAGAAAGGGAAAAACGGUCGCAUCUCUCUUCUACACCUGCACGUUGAGGAGCGACGCAGCGCGGUGCGUCGCAAUCGGUGAAACGAGGAGGGAAAUGGCGCGAGAGUGCACAAAGGGGCGGAAAGUGCAGCGGCGCGCGAAUAGUCGCGCGCGAUGGUGGGGGACCAAUGACGGGGUAUUGGAGGCGGUCACGUGGCACGCUCUUUAUCGUUGCGUUAACCGCGUUGUGUAUACGUUUGCUGCGAUCCAAGAGAGAACGCGACGCAUUCAUACGCCCGAACGCGAGUGACGAGGGCGAGCGCGCAAGACGAGCGGGGACAGGUUAGGUCUCGGUGUAGUGAAGGGAGGGGGAAGAGGACACGGACCGGGAGGUCGGGGUGAAACGGCGCGGACGAGGUAGGGACGGAUGGAGACUUAGGGAACACGUCGCGCGUUUGCGGACGAGACUACCGAUUCUACGCUCUGACCGUAUUUACUGGCGGACACACAAAUAUACAUACACAUACGCACACACGCAUAUCUGAGCGCAACACAGAAAGUAAGAGAGAUAGAGAGAGAGAGAGAACGGAUCGAGCGAGCGCCGUUACGAUAAAAGAAGUUUUUCGGAGAGCGCGUUCGGAGAACCGUUCGAUGGUCGCGGCAGCUAUGCGCCACGCUGCCGUCGUCGUCGUCGUCGUUGCCGCCGCCGCCGCUGCCACUACCACUACCACCACCGCUGCCGCCGCAGAGUACCUAACUAGCUAGUUCCGACGGGCCAGCACGACGGGAGUCGCGUCUCGGUACCCGUCAGUUAACAAACGAGCACGAGUGCGCUACGACGCGCGCGCGCGCUUCGGGCCUCGCCGUCGUCGUCGUCAUCGUCAUCGCCGUCGCCGCUGCUUGCUCUUCAUCGCCGUCAUCGUCGUUGUCAUUUCAUUCCCGAAGAUGACCAUAAUAGUCUUUCUGAUCGACACCUCGGCCUCCAUGAAUCAGAGGGCUUAUUUGGGCGGACGGCCCACGCUCUUGGACGUAGCCAAGAGUGCCGUGGAGACUUUCGUGAAGGUACGACAAAGGUCGCCGGAGAGCCGUGGGGAUCGCUACAUGCUCCUGACCUUCGAAGAACCACCUCAAAACAUCAAGGCAGGAUGGAAAGAAAACUUGGCGACGUUCAUGAACGAGCUGAAGAAUCUACAAUGCGUCGGCCUGACGACUCUGGGUGCUGCCCUGAAGCACGCCCUGGAUGUACUCAACAUAAAUCGUAUGCAAACCGGCAUAGACACGUACGGUCAAGGAAGAUGCCCGUUUUAUCUGGAGCCGUCUGUCAUAGUCGUCAUAACGGAUGGGGGGAAAUACACGACCAACAGCGGAGUGCAUCCAGAUCAGUUUACGCUGCCGAUGCACUCGCCGAUACCUGGAUCCGAGCUGACCAAAGAGCCUUUCAGGUGGGAUCAACGACUGUUCUCGCUGGUGCUUCGUUUGUCGGGAACGCCAGCUGUCGAACGAGACAUUGGUAUGGUGGCAAGCGACGCGUCGCCAAUAGACGCAAUGUGUGAAGUGACGGGAGGUCGUUCUUACUGCAUCACGUCGUUCAGAAUGAUGAUCCAGUGUAUAGAUUCGUUGGUCCAAAAGGUUCAGUCGGGGGUGGUGAUCAACUUUGAGAAGAUCGGUCCCGAUCCACCACCGUUGGCCAACGAGACUCCUCACCAGGACGAGGAGGAGAACGAUGACAAUGAGAACGGGAACGCGACUAAUGGACCGCGCGCGCAGUACCCCAACGCGUUAGCGUCCGGGAACACGGCCUGGCACAACUGCAGACGCUUGAUUUACGUGCCGCGAUCGGCGCAGAAGGGCUUCGCGGUAGGCUUUUGGCCGAUCCCGGAGAGUUUUUGGCCGGAUCUCAGUGCUAGCUCAUUACCGCCACGUUCGGCGCAUCCGAACGUGAAGUUCACGUGCACGAGCCAGGAGCCGAUGGUGAUCGAGAACUUGCCAUUCGACAAGUACGAGCUGGAACCGAGUCCGUUGACGCAAUAUAUCCUAGCGCGGAAGCAGCCCACGACGUGCUGGCAGGUGUUCGUCGCGAAUUCAUACAAAUCGAGCGAAGUAGGCCACCCGUUUGGAUACUUGAAAGCGAGUACAAAUCUAACGUGCGUGAAUCUCUUCGUUAUGCCUUACAAUUAUCCCGUGCUGUUACCUUUGUUGGAAGAGCUCUUCAAGGUGCACAGGCAAAAACCGACUCCAGAGUGGAGGGCGCAAUUCCAGGGCUACAUAAGAACCAUGCCUACCUAUUACGCCGCCUCGUUGCGCCGAGCACUGACCAGGAUGGGCGCGUCCGCGCCCUUGGCGCAAACGUUGAUACCGGACAACAUGGAUAACUCUCUGUCGUACAGCGUCUUGAAUUACUUGAAGCGACUGAAGAAUCAGGCAAAAAUCGAAUUCGAUCGGCUCUGCAGCGAGGUGAUAUCCAAGCAAGUGGCCGCGUCGAAUCUUACAAAGAAUCUGUCCAACUGCAGCACGAGCGCGAUGACGGAAGGAGUGAAAGUGGUGCCGAGGACGCCUUUGAAGAAAGACUUGGUGUCUCAUCCUUUGCUGCAAGACAAAUUUACGGGCCUGCGCGAUCAGUUGAACGAGUUUGGCGGUUUCGUGGUCGGAUUGGUGAGGAAUCAGCAGCAGCAACGUGGUGCUCACAGUUACAGGAAUGCGUUUGACGUGCCGAGGAAGUCGUUGCUCGAUCAGGUCGUGAGGAUGCGUGCAAAUUUUUUACAACCUGGUUUACUGCAUACAAAAUUACUUGACGACGAUUACGUUCACUCGAUGCCUUUAGCCCAGAUGGGAAAUUAUCAGGAGUACUUGAAACGCAUGACUCCGCCGUUGAGGGAAAUCGAGAGCGUGCCAGUGAGGCAGCACAUGUUUGGUAAUCCCUUCAAGAUUGACAAGAGGAUGAUGGUAGACGAAGCCGACAUCGACAUAGUCGGCGCGGCAUCCUCGACGUCCAAGGGCGGUCUCAAACGCACGCUACCACAGUCGGACGGCGGAGGUUCAUCUUCCCCGAGGCCGUCGCCCAACAAGAGGAAACCCGGGCCCAUACCGAAGGACGUGAUCAUACGGCGGCCUUCAUACUCGCCUAUCAACACUCCACCGAGUCCCACGAGCCCCACGAGUCCCAUGAGUCCAUGGGUAAUGGAGGACGCGAAGAAUCAAGCGACACCGGUAUCGCCCGUCGACGCGAGUGCCCCGCCGAGCUUGAUUUGUCUGCCGAACGUAUCGCCGGGUAACGUCUCGCCGUGUUCGAGCACGCCGGAGAAGCUGGUGAACGGACUGGCCGAGAUGCCGAUUAUACCGUUUUACGAGCCGAUUUCAGUUGAGCACGUUAACAACAAUAUGGACACGCCACCCGUGUUAACGCCGAUAGUUAACAAUAUCGACACGCCGAAGGUUGAAGUUAAAAGUGAACGGACAGAUAACGCGAGGAACGAGUGCAGUCGGUUACCACUCGUUAACGAUUGUAUCGAGAAUAGUGUGCGAGUCGUUGAUAGUGCCGCUGAGGAGCGACUGACGAAUCACGUGGAGGAUAAGCGCGAGCCAAAGUCCGAGCGGGAGAGGAAGCCGACGAAGGAGGAGCUGGAGGAUAUCAGGCGACACAAUCUCAACAUACGGGAUCUCGUUUACAAGGAAGUGCGAAGAAGAGGGACAAAUUACGCGACGCUGCUCUCGCACUUGCGUCAAAUUCAGGGGACCCUAGAUAUACGGCUCGCGUUUGUCAAGGACAUAGUAAAGGAAUCAUUACGCUUUAAACGACGUAACCUGGCGUCGGUGUUGGAAGAGUAUCUUAAGGACAUCCAAGAGGAUGGUUGCGCUAUAAAUCACAAGCUGAAUCACAAUGGUGCCACGAAGAUAAGUUGUUAAGAUAUGUGCGUAAUCAGGGCAUUAUCUUAAUAUAGCGGAGUUAGACGGAUCAUGCGGGACGAUUCUUGUGCAAGUUUUGGCCAGAAAUUUACCGGCAGCAAUUUCAAUCUCUCUCCCUCCCCUCUAUCUCCCCCCCUCCCUCCUCAAAAAUGACAUUUUACUUUUGAUACUCGCUGGAACGACCUGCACAAUUUCAAAUUUUCUUCUUAACAAAUUUCAAACAAAUAGCAUUCUCGAUGUCAACCACGAAAAUUUAUAUGGCUCUGUCCGAGUGUGCUUUUAGCUUGGCGAGUGAUCAGUUGGUAGCAAUUUCGAUUGUAUCCACCUCGCGCGGUAUCCCGCGUAUGAAUUUGAAGCAAUAAUUCACUCACGGAAUAUUUCUACUAGCAAGCAAGAACAAUUUUAUGGAGAACGAUAUGCGCUCGCGUAUACCAAAUUCUAUUAUAUUCCUCGACUAAAAGUCUCGUACGAAAAACUUGUAACUCGAACCGUUUUAAAUCUUAAAGGGAUCCAAGGCUCUCGAAAAAAGGCUUGAAAAGCAUUGUACGUAUUUCGAACGCAGGCGUUUGUACAUCGUUACGUGUAAAUAUGUUUGUACAUUUGUUUUUAUCAUUAGUUGAUGAUAAUGUUGCCUCCUUUUGGAAAUGUCCGAGUUCUUACCUUAUUUUUUCGCGUUUCAUUAAGGCUCUUGUAUGCUGGCAUGCAAGUUGCAUUCUAAUCGCACGCACUAGGGUAACCGAGCAUGUAAAUAGAGUAAGGAUUACGACGUUAAUAUAUAAGUAAACGCGAAUCCGUAUACGAGAAGUAAACUUUCUUAAAGUACAAGUGCAAUCAAACAAAUGAGCGUUCUACCAGCUGUUCAGUCCUUGGCGUUGAAAUUUAGGGCAAUUGUGUAUCUGUACAUCCUCUCGCACUUUACAUUUCCUAUUAUACUUAAUCUCUGUAUAUGCAUUCAUGAUACUAUUAAGUUUAAUCAAGUGCUAUAGUUUAACACACUGUACCGAAUUGUCUGUAAAAUUCUCCGUGUACAUUUUGUUAAUAUUAUAAAGCAAAUCGAGAUCUGUGAGUUCUUUCAUUGACAUUCAGACAUAUUAUGGAGAGAUUGCAGUCGCAAUUCGCAUCGUCGGACACUAUUACCCAUCUAGAUAUUUCGUUCAAUUUGCCGAAUUAGGACCGAAUUAGUAAGAUUCUUCGCUACAGUGGAUCUCUGUUGAUUCGCGCAUUAGCGUUCACGUUGCGCGUAACUCGUUACUAGUAGAGUUACACCAAAUAACAUGUGUAUAUUUGAGCGGGACGCCGAACGUGCACUCGAAUUAAUUGUAAAUCUUGUACGGUUGACAGUGCCUGAUGCUGUUUGAAAUUGGCAUACAGUAGCGUACACUCGCAUUCAACCCACUGUGUCUCCUCAAAAGCUGUUAACGAUGUCAUUUCAUUCGCACUGAACGCAGAGAAGCAUGUACAGGUCCGAAAAUUUCCAACGACACGCUUUCGAUCUAAAGUACAAAGAUAUGUAUCUGAGAGUAUAUAAGAGUCAUGUGCAAAUGUUUUUUACUCUACCACGUCGAUAAAAAUUCUGUUAUAUUAUGCAACACGGAAGUAUGUCUGGUGAAAGGCUUAAAAGUGACGGAAAUACCGCUACUUUGGUACAUCGUUGCAUCGUUCCACAUGAAAGAUGGGACGUACAGCGAAUCCAAACUUGGAUAUGUAUCUGAAAUAACACGUAGAACAAAAUAUCUGUACAGAUUGUCUUUUAUCCUGAAAUCCUUACGUGUGUACUUAUGUGUGUGCGCAACGCAGCAAUAGUUCACAAAUCGUUCCUUUGACGAAAUCGCUUCUCUGAUACACGUGGGUUGAAGGAAUACGUUAGCAGCGACAAACUUUCUCUGUACAACUACUAGUUACACGAAUGUCAAAGAUCGCUUACUGUGGUUCGUUAGAAAUGAUUUGACCAAAUAUUACAUAGGCUAAUGACCAGUAAAUGAGGAUGAUUAUCUUACUUGGCAUCUCCGCCUGUGAUUUUUAUAUUGCUCUCGUUGUAGCGAGGGAAGGAAGAGGAUAGAAGAUAUUUAGAAUAUUAUAUCAGAUACCAUUAAUAGUUUAGCGUUUUAAUUUCUCUCGGAAAGAGGAUGUUUUGAAGUAAGUAAGUUAGACUAUUGAAUUUUGAAUAUUGAAUAUUGACAAAUUCAAAGACAUAUCACGUCAUCGUGUAUCAUUACUGUAUUAUUGUAAAAUAUAUAUUAUCGUUGCCUACGGUGAUGUUUAAGGAUUGAAAAAUGUAAUUUUUCUUUUCCCGCAACGGACGGCAACGUCCUUUUUUCGAUUUGGAGAAAGCUCGACUAAAAAGUGAGAUAAUCAACCGUCGGUUUCUUCGUGGACUCGAUAAUGUCCGAAUAUUCUCUUUAAGAAGACAGAGUCUUAGGCGAAAUUGUAUUUAUUAGGUAAAAAACGUUGAAUGUCUCGUAAAUUAUUUAACGAAUAAUGGAGCUUAGCCGAGUCCCGAGCGAGGACGAUGAGGCUAGACGCUUAUUUGCUCCAAAGAGAAAUUAAUAGGAGAUUAUUGAGAACGCAGUUAUCGAUACGACACCAAGUGCGAUUGUGUAAGAGAGAGAUUAAUGAAGAAUUAGGGAAAAUACGUGCAAGCCCCGAGUACCUCGAUUGCAGACCCUUUUGUUACGUGUGUGUGCACAGUAGCUGUAUAAUUUAUUAAUGUACUAAGAUUUAUUAUAUUAAACUGAUUCUCUCGGA